AUGCAUUUGCACGUCGUCUCCCUUUUUGCCACCGUCGUGGGCCUCGCCGCCGCCAAAUCCCUGAGCUUCGCCAUGGACAACUGGUCGGCGUACCCCUCGGUUCCCAAAACUGCGUCCAUCAACGGUUUUGCAGACCCCAUCUACGAAAAACUCCCCGAAUGCGCCAAACUGUGUGUUUCCAUGUCCGCCAGCAACUUGCCCUGUCCCUAUUGGGACACCGGCUGCUUGUGUGUGUGGUGGCCGUGGUCCCAAGUGGUGGCUCUGUGUAUUGCCAACGCUUGCCGGGGCGAAGAUGUGGCCAAGGCGACGUCUUUGGCGUAUUCUUUGUGCAACAGCGUUGGCGCCAGCGUGUGGAACAUGCCUUCUUCGGUUUCGUCGGCACUUUCGCUGGCGGCGAGCACUUUUCAGGUUUCGGCGUCCACCACAGGCAAAUCUCCAUGGUCAAAUUCGAAGAGCUUGUCUCUGAUUAUGGCCACAGCGAAAACUGAGGAUGCCACGAGGUCGGGGCCUGCUUCGAGCUCUUCCAACGGGGCGGCGAUUGUUGGGGGUGCUGAUUUUGGGGUGGUUUUGUUGGUGCUUUCGUUGUUGGGAUGA
This is a messenger RNA of Candidozyma auris, 594 nucleotides long. Its product is annotated as CFEM domain-containing protein. The transcript has a single exon. NCBI's taxonomy places the organism in Eukaryota, Fungi, Ascomycota, Pichiomycetes, Serinales, Metschnikowiaceae. The record is from RefSeq and is a predicted model, not a curated record. The coding region runs from base 1 to 594 and encodes 197 amino acids.